AUGAAGUACGUUUCCUUGAUUCCACUAUCAGGUCUAAACGCCAGGUUACGUUCACUGGACAUUUUACUUAAUUUACCUUUUAGUGUGAUAUUACAUGGAGGUAAAUGUGUGUUACCACCUCAUCCCGAUAAUGGUGCUUACACAGUCAGUGGUAACGGCAGCGCUGUGCCAGGAGAGGUGUACCUCUAUGUGUAUCUAUACGUUACUUGCGAUCCCGGCUUCAUCCCCGAGAAGGAGUCUGUCUACUGCUUCGAAGGUUUUUGGUCAGAUCCGAUGCCUCAGUGCGUGCGUUUCUGCCACCUAAAGAAACACCCCAGCAUUCAAUACCAAUGCCUGACGCCUGGUACCGGGCAGGGUUCGAGAGUUUGUGGCUCUAUAGAACCCAAUGGAACGAUAGUGAAACCAGUAUGUAGGUCCCCCGACUAUUACUACCCGGGGAUUCUUGACUAUAUGACAUGCGAUGGUAUCAAAUGGAAUUACGUCGCUAAGUGUACACUAGUUACAGAAUGCGGCAAAAUCACCCCUCCCGAUUUACUACUCGUCGUCGGUGGGGACACAGCAUAUAAAGGGGAGCUGCCGUGGCACGUGGGGAUCUACAAGAAGACAAACAGUUACGAACAGAUCUGUGGAGGAUCGUUGGUCAGCACAACGACUGUCAUAUCUGCGGCGCACUGCUUCUGGAGUGAUAGGACCAAGCUGCUGCCGGCGUCACUCUUCGCGGUGGCGGCGGGCAAGAUAUACCGCCAGUGGAAUGACAGCCGCGACUCAGAUGCACAGAAGUCUGAUGUACUCGAUAUUAAGGUGUCACCGUACUUCCAAGGCGCAGGGACCAACUACCAGGAUGACAUUGCCAUCGUCGUCGUCGCCACUCCGUUUCAGUUCCGCGCGUCCGUUCGACCAGUUUGCGUCGACUUCGACGAGGUUUUCAACGCUGAGCAAUUGAAUGGUACUGCAUUAGGCAAGGUCGGCGGCUGGGGCCUCGUUGGAAAGAAUGGCCAGCCGUCUGAAGUGCUGAAGGCGGUAGAUCUUCCGUACGUCAGUGUGGACGAGUGUUUCCGAUUAACCCCGCGAAGUUUCGAGGAGUACAUCACCAGCGACAAGAUGUGCGCUGGCUACACCAACGGCACGGCGCUGUGCCAGGGCGACAGCGGCGGCGGGCUCGCGUUCCCCGCCACGCGGCGCGGCGUGCGGCGCUACUACCUGCGCGGCGUGGUCUCCACCGCGCCCAAGAACGCCGACCUCUGCUCCGUGAACUCGCUCACCGCCUUCACUGCGGUCAUCAAGCACGAGACCUUCGUCAGGAAGUACAUAAACGGUAACAUUGCCAAAUCUCCAACAAAAUUUAAAACAAAUUUCCUAGAAUUGACAAUAAGUAAUCAUGCUGUAGGAUUCCUUGUACCUUUGAGGCUACGUGAAUUCUCAAAAGCAGUAGCCACGCUACUUGCAAACGAAUGGAAAUGUUGGGAUGGCACAUGUAUAUCUAUGGCUCGCAAGUGCGACAGUAUCAUCGACUGCCAUGACGGUAGCGAUGAGACAGACCCCGAAUGCAGCGACGACCAAUCGAAACUUCAGAAAGGUUUUUGCAGUCUAAAGGAAGAUGAAAGUGUUGAAUACAAAUGCAAGAGUGGAACAGUGAAGUGUGGUCCUAAAGUAGCAUCAGGUACUAUUGUGACACCGGAGUGUAGGAGACCUAACUAUUAUUCCCCAAGCACCUUAAAAAACAUGCUUUGUGUUGAUGGUAGUUGGGACUACAUCGCCAAAUGCGCACCAGAAUGUGGGAAAAUUACUCCUCAAGGUGUGGCACUUGUGGCGGAUGGGAGAUAUGCAAAGAGAGGAGAGUUGCCAUGGCACGCCGCGAUUUACACGAAGACUACAAGACCGUACAUGCAGAUCUGCGGAGGAUCGCUAGUUUCUAAAAAUACUGUUAUUUCUGCGGCGCAUUGUUUCUGGAGCGGCACAGAAAUAUCGAGUCCUUCAGAUUACGCCGUAGCGGUUGGCAAGAUUUAUCGUCCGUGGGACAACGCCCUUGAUUUAGACGCGCAGAAGUCCGAUGUCACGGCAAUAAAGUUUCCUGAUCACUUCCUAGGAAUUGACACACAUUUUCAAUCAGAUAUCGCUGUCAUUACUGUCGCAACACCGUUUAUAUACAAACCGUUCGUGCGACCGAUCUGCCUUGACUUUGAAUACAAUUUCCACAAGAGCCAGUUAAAAGAAAAUAACUUGGGAAAGAUUUCCGGCUGGGGUGUCACUGACAAGAAUGGCAAGAUUUCAACCAUUCUAAAAGUGGUAGAAGUGCCGAUUGUUGAUACAAUAAGUUGCAUCGUCAAACUACCUCAAAGUUUCAGACAGUAUAUCACUAAUGAUAAGUUCUGCGCUGGAUACGAAAAUGGCACGGCUGUGUGUAGGGGCGACAGUGGUGCCGGGCUCGCCUUUCCCGCCUUAGAUCGCGGCGAGACGCGCUACUACCUGCGUGGCGUGCUCUCCGUCGCCCCUAGGGACGAGAACGACUGCAACGUGAACACAGUGGCCUUAUACACAGAUAUCAUUCUGCACGAAUUUUUUAUCAAGCCGAAUCUUAACUGAUUCUGUUUUUCAGAUCGUCUUCCGCGAUUUUAUAGUAAAAUUUAUUAUAAAACUAUUAUACGAGUAUAUAAUACCAUUAUAUAUACAUAUGUAAAUACAUAUAUCAUACAAAUAUGAUAUAGGCGAUCAUGGCGUGUUUAGUGACAAAUAGUGUAGUUUAAGGUAUUUUAUGAACUUUCUCGUAUUUGUAUGAUAUAUGUAUUUACAUAUGUAUGUAUUUUAUAUAUGUAAGUAUUAUGUAUGUUUAUUAUUAUAUAUU
This is a messenger RNA of Melitaea cinxia (Glanville fritillary), 2842 nucleotides long. Its product is annotated as modular serine protease-like. The transcript has 17 exons. The record is from RefSeq and is a predicted model, not a curated record. The coding region runs from base 1 to 2583 and encodes 860 amino acids. Lineage: Eukaryota; Metazoa; Arthropoda; Insecta; Lepidoptera; Nymphalidae. Gene Ontology annotation, biological process: proteolysis. Gene Ontology annotation, molecular function: serine-type endopeptidase activity; protein binding.